Messenger RNA from Scomber scombrus (Atlantic mackerel), 2362 nucleotides. Its product is annotated as L-seryl-tRNA(Sec) kinase-like. The transcript is spliced from 6 exons. The coding region runs from base 437 to 1504 and encodes 355 amino acids. Gene Ontology annotation, molecular function: kinase activity; tRNA binding. The record is from RefSeq and is a predicted model, not a curated record. Lineage: Eukaryota; Metazoa; Chordata; Actinopteri; Scombriformes; Scombridae.
AUAAAAGAAAUACUGCUCAGUGACUUACAACAAAAGAAAUUACGGGCACCAAGUGUUUCACAUUAAAAGGCUAUAAAAUAAACAAAAACAACAUUCAUGCAGCAAAGAAAUGAAUGUAAAGUAAGAAAGAAAAUAACAUUUAGAUGACCAAAAAGAUGAGAAACAUACAUUUAUACAUACAACAACAAAUACUCUCAAUAUAUUAAUAUUCUCGUGAAGGACUGUCUCAAGUUUAUCCCGUCUGUAAUUCACUGUUUCUGCUCUUUACUCGCCACGCUUCACCAGGUGGACUUUUACUUUGAAAUAACCUGUCCGGAAGUCGUUUUUUUUCUUCUUCUUCAUUGUGAUGCGGAAGUCAGCUGUAAGCUACAACAAUUAUGGAUGUAUGAAGAGACAACACGUAAAAGGCUGACACCGGUGGGCUGUAGUAGGCUACAUGGCAGCGGAGCUGGCUGCGGGUGUCGGCUGGGCUCCGGCCUGUUUGUGUGUCCUCUGCGGGCUGCCGGCUGCGGGGAAGUCCACUCUGUCCCGCACGGUCUGCAGCACCGCCGCAAUGCGUGGAUGGAGGUCCACUGUGGUGCCCUAUGAUGACCUGAUUCCCGAGCAUGCUUUUCAGGCCAGAGUUUCAGGGGAAGAUGGCAAACUGCAAGAAAUGCACACUGAAUGGAGGUUGCACAGACAGGCAGUGUUGCAGUGCAUUGAGCAGUUCUUGAAGAAGCCUGAAAUGUUGGCAGUGCCACCUACAGGUAGCAGCUGCCAAAUCAACAGUGCUGCAUGGGAGCGAUGCAUCCAAGCUUUGCUGAAGCCUGAAACGUCGGACUACUCUCAGGCUGACCGGGCACCACUCGUAUUUCUACUGGAUGACAACUUCUACUAUCCAAGCAUGAGAUAUGAAGUUUUCCAACUUGCAAGAAAGUAUUCACUGGGCUUUUGUCAGGUGUACCUGCAGUGUGAUUUGGAGUCAUGCAUCAGCAGAAACCAGAGCAGGUCUGAACCCAUUCCUUCUGAGGUGAUACUGGAGAUGGCAAAGCGUAUGGAGACUCCAAAUCCUCAGAAAAAUUCAUGGGAGACAAACAGCAUUUUACUCAACACUACAGAAAAUAUUCCCACAUGUGACAUCCAGAGGGUGAUGGAAUUGAUCUCUGCUGCACUGAACAACCCACUGAGCCCAGUUGAGGACAACAUGGAACAAAAGGAAGCUGACCGCCAGAAAUGUGCCAAUAGUGUGGUUCACCAGGCUGACCAGACCUGUCGACGCCUGAUAUCUGAAGCCAUAAAGACUGCCAGAGAAAGUCAAGUACGUCCUGAUCGUAUGAGGUCCUUGGCCACUCAGCUGAAUGAAUCCAAAGCGAGAUUUCUUCACAACCUGAGGAAACAGUUCCUACAGGAAGUGCCUUUCAGUGAAGAGGACAUCGAUGUGGAACGUGUGGUGAAAAGAGCAGUAGAUGUUUUUGACAAUGAUAAAAAUGAACUCUUGUUAAGAAUCAUAAAUGACCAUUCUUGAGUUUUGACAAUGGUAAAUUUAAUCACAUCAAAGGUCACAAGUGAAACUGUGAUACAGUAAAUUGUAUUUUAUUUUUUAUUUUUCCUGGUCACUUGUUCAUCUUCCUUUGUGGGGCUUUGUCAAAAAAAAAACUUGAAAUGUACUGUAUGUGUAAGUUAUUUACUAAAUUUUGUUUGGUAAUUAAAAACGUAUAAUAUAUAAUAUACUGAACACUUCACCAAAGUGAAGAAUCUUGACUUCAGACCAAGAUUUAAACAAAAUCUGCAGGUCACCUUUACAGUGUCUCAACAUCAGCUACAAUACAAAAUAAGUUGCUACAAUGAAAAUGGGUUUGAACAAUACCACAAAAACUACUCAAGUCAAUGUAUAAAUAUUUGUAGAAAAAGGUUUCAAUGGUAUAAAUUAGUACCAAUAAAAAGAAAUAGUGAAAUCCUUCUGAAAUAAUACUAACUGAUUUGGGCGACACCUUCAACAGUCUAUGACGUGAGGUAUAAAUAAAUAUCAGGACAGCAAGCAGGAUCAUGGGUCAGGCUGGACACAAACUUAAUGUUCUGAACAGAAAAUGAGUCAGUUUGGCCAUCAGCCUCCAAACAUCCAGCUUCAGUUUUUAAAAAUAUACCAAACUGGUGAGGUCAUGAUGUUUAACAUUAAAUACUGUUAAGUUGUAUUUUAUUACAAAAGGUUCUAUAUCUAGAUGCCCAUAUGAUAGUGAUUUACUUCAGGAGCUGAGUGAAAUCCUGGUGAAUCACUGGAAGGUAAGAAGAUUUGUCCCAAACACCAUGAUUACAUGUACCAAACACAUGUAGCUGCAUUCAAUAAAGACAGUGGUCAGAAUGAUCUAGCUCAAUGGUUUUUCAU